CUCAAAGAUCCUCAAAAAGAAAAGAUUGCGAGAUAUUUCGUAUUCUCCAAAAUGUUUCCAAAUGACUAAAAAUUGAGAUGAAAAUGCUGGAACUUGAAAACAAUAUUCUGACUGAAGAAAGAAAUUAGAGUGGACCUGCACCAUGCCGACAAAUAACUACAAAAACAUAGUUCUCACCUGGUUACAGUUCUUAGAGAUGGAAAGAUAUAGUGAAGGAUUCCUUGAUAAUGGUUAUGAUGAUCUGGAAACAGUGAAAAAGAUGGGUGAGGUUGAUCUUCUCAUGGUUGGUGUUACACAGGAACACAUUGAAUAUAUGCUUUGUAGCGUCAAGGUUCUUCAGAAACAGGGGGCUGCCUGGGUCUACCUGCUGACAAGUGAUGAGUACGCUGACCGACUAGACUCAGAUUACGAGCAAAGCGAUCAGAAUACUACCGGCAGCUCAGGGAUUGGAUCUUUACCUUACGAUUUUGGAGAAUCUAAACCCAGUGAUACAAUAGAUAUGGACCAGGAUAGGUUGUAUACCUUGAAGGAUUCCUGCUUCAAAUCCGGACUUAUUAGUUCUGCCCCCGAGACUUGCAUAGACUCAUCACAAGGUGAAUCUCCGGUGCUACACGCCGGAUAUCUGGACAGCAGCGUGUACUGCAACCCUAUCGAGUACAACGCGAGCCCCGACGUGGUUCAGCUGAAUAAUAAUGAGCUCUGUGAGGAUAGGAAUGGACGGUAUUUAAGCUGUGAAACUAGUAAGGGAAGAUACAAUAAUUCUGACAGUGAGAAUAAAGGUGGACGGAACUUUUUAACAGUGCAUACCAGUAAAUACGAGCCACAGUACCAUUUCGAAAGUCCACAAAAAGACCGUCCUGUGAACAGUAGGACUCUCAGUGUUACUCAGGACCUAAGAGGACGUAUUAAUACAUCAUGUACUUUGGACAUGUCAGCUGUGACCAGUGAUCGGCAAGCAGCGGUCAGUGACCGAUUAUCAUCCAUGGAUUCUAACCAGAAAGAAAGAAGAAUACAACCGACGGUCAACCGACCGAUAUUAUCUAGAGAACCAAAGAUGGAAACUAAUGAGAUAAAGUUGAGUCACCGACAGUUAGGAUCUAGUGACAGGCAACUGGGAUCUAGUGACCGGCAACUGGGAUCUAGUGACCGGCAGCUGGGUGUAAAUGACCGUCAGCUGGGUGUUAAUGACCGCCAGCUCUCAACCUGUGAUUGGAUAGGAUCUAGAGCCGAGGAAAUAGAACUAGAUGGUUCCUGGUUUCAACCAAAACUAGACCAGCAGGCAAACCAUAAGAGAACUGGAAGUUGGUCUUCUUUGGUCAGCAGUUUCUUUUGUAGAAACAAAACCAGUAAACCGGGAUACAGAGAAACCAAACUUCAAGGUUUGCAGACUGCUGUUUAUCUAAGAAAAACUGGUUCUUCAGUAACCCAGUUAUACAGGGACACCAGGGACUCCUCUGAUACUGGUAUUGAGCUGACUCCUCUUCCUUCAAGAGCUAAGGAUAGGAGUUGUAUCUCCAGUAUCCACCACUAUACAGAGACUACCAGUGAUAAAGAGUCCAACGGUUCAGGAGUUAAACAUAGAAAGUUUAUUAAUUUUCCUAAACUAGCCACACCACUUGUUCAACAUAGAGACUAUACAACCAGGAGGACUACUAAACAGGACUAUCUGUAGUCAGAUUUUUGAGGAGGACUGUUAAACAGGACUAUCUGAAGUCAAGUUUAUGAGGAGGACUGUUAAAAAGGACUAUUUGUAGUCAGAUUUUUGAGGAGGACUGUCAAACAGGACUAUCUGUAGUCAAGUUCAUGAGAAAUACUGAUAAACAGGAAUAUCUGUAGUCAACUUCACGAGGAGUACUGAUAAACAGGACUAUCUGUAGUCAAGUUCAUGAGGAGGACUGAAAGCAGGACUAUCUGUAUUCAAGUUCACGAGGAAGAAUAAUAAACAGGAGUAUCUGUAGUCAAGUUCAUGAGAAGCACUGAUAAACAGGACUAUCUGUAGUCAAGUUCACGAGGAGUACUGAUAAACAGGACUAUCUGUAGUCAAGUUCAUGAGGAGGACUAAUAAACAAGAUUACCUGUAGUCAAAUUCAUGAGGAGGAAUUUUACGUCAUAUACUAAUAUAUCUGAAUCCAUGAAUUUAUGAACUUAUCUGUGAAUGCUCAUGAAUUAUUUAAAUCUAUGAUUAUGAACUUAACUGUAAAUGUUCAUGAAAUAUUUCUAUUUUCAUGUUCAUGAAAUAUUUGAGGGUUCGUAAACAUUUGACUAUUGCUCAUGGACAAACAAGGACCGAAAUUAAUGAAUUGAAUAGCUCACUGAACUAACUACCGCCAAUUCAAAUCCUGUAUUACCGAUUCAGUCUCCGAUUCAAAAUCUAAAUCCUCAUGAAUCUUUAACUUUGAGAUCCUGAGGAACGAUCGUUCUUUAACGGAACGGAAAGAACGUUUUUAAAAUAGUAUGAAAAUUAGCUCAAGGACUUCUUACAGUUGCAACUCGUUAAAUCCGGUCCCUUAGUCCAUUUCCGGACUUUUGUUCUCAUAAAUAGAUCUAUUGCUUUUUAAGAGGUUAAUUUAAUUUAGUUUUUUAUUAUCUGUAACAUGGUUAUAUAAACUAUAUUCAAUGUGGAAUCUAAGUUUGUCUUCUUAAGUGUAUUGCCGCCUAAAAGUAUCCAAUUUGCAUCAAGAUUUUAUGAUACAAUUUUUAAUAGUGUAUUUUUUUAUGAAAUGCUCUGCCAAACGAGGGGAGGAAGGCCAACCACAUCAAUCUC
Messenger RNA from Eurytemora carolleeae, 2764 nucleotides. RefSeq lists its product as uncharacterized. The transcript has 10 exons. Gene Ontology annotation, molecular function: protein binding. NCBI's taxonomy places the organism in Eukaryota, Metazoa, Arthropoda, Copepoda, Calanoida, Temoridae. The record is from RefSeq and is a predicted model, not a curated record. The coding region runs from base 143 to 1672 and encodes 509 amino acids.